ACUACAGGACUAUGCUGCUUGCAGAGGCUCUGCUGGAAGAAUGUUUGAAGGAAAACUUUGCCAAACUGAAGGACUCCAUUCCACUGACAGAGAAGAAUGAGCCAAAACUGGGUGAAGCUAAACAGUAUUUGACCAAUAUCUUAAGCAGAGGAAAACUACGACCUAAGCAUAUGACAGAAGCUAUGCUGAUCCUAGGAAAGCUUCAUUAUGUGGAGGGAUCCUACAGAGAUGCCAUCAGCAUGUACGCAAGAGCAGGAAUUGAUGACCUCUCGACAAAAGAUGAACCUCUGUACCUGCUGCGUUUGGUAACUGAAGCCUUUGUUAUUAAAGGUCUGUCACUGGAGCGCUCAACCAACUCAAUUGCCUCACAUGCUCGACUGUGUGAAAGGGAGGAGGAAGUCAUGGCUUGUUUUGAGAGAGCGUGUAUCACUGCCCAGGUAUACUUGCAGGAGCUUGAAAAGACCUUAAACAACACACAUUCAAGGAGUAUCAAGGGCAGCAAUGUGACUUACUCCGAGUUUGAACUCUCCUACUUCCUGGAAGCAGCUCUUCAGAGUGCCUAUGUGACUCAUUUAAAGAAGGGGAAUAUUGUGAAAGGAAUGAGGAGUCUGCGAGAAAUACUGCGGACUGUGGAAACUAAAGCUACUCAGACCUUCAAAAUGACUGCAGCCAAACAGCUAGCACAAGUACUUCUCCAUUCCCUCAGUGAAGACUGUUACUGGAGCCCUUUAUCUGAUCCGCUUCCUGAGUUCAUGAACAAGGAAGAUCAGUCUUACGUUAGCAAUCUUCUUUGUCGGAGGCCUGAGCUGUACACAGAAGAGAAUGCAUACUGCCCUCAAGACAACGUAGAAGAGGCUCUUCUUCUCCUCUUAAUCAGUGAAUCCAUGGCAAACCGGGAUGCAGUGAUCAGCCGAGCCCCAGACCAGCAGGAUGACCGAGCUGUCAGCCUCCGGGAUGCUUCUGCAGUCUACGACCUCCUCAGUAUCACGCUGGGCAGAAGAGGGCAGUAUGUCAUGCUUUCUGAGUGCUUGGAGAGAGCCAUGAAGUUUGCGUUUGAUGAAUUUCACCUCUGGUACCAGCUUGCCCUGUCCAUGGUGGCUUGUGGAAAGUCAGCAUAUGCUGUGUCAGUGCUCAAAGAGUGUGCUAAACUGCGACCUACAGAUCCCACCGUUCCUCUUCUGGCUGCCAAGGUCUGCAUUGGGUCGCUGCACUGGCUGGAAGAAGGAGAAUACUUUGCUAAAAUGGUGAUAGACCUGGGUGAGGAUGCUGGAGAGUCCCUAGCAAAGGGUUACCUGGCACUGGGCCUGACAUACAGUCUUCAAGCUACUGAUGCUACUCUGAAGGGCGCUCAGGAUGAAUUAAACAAGAAAGCACUUCAGACUUUAGAAAGAGCACGUGACUUGGACCCAGAAGAUCACCAAAUCAUCCUCUACCUAUCACUGCAGCUGGCUCUUGUCAGACAGAUUUCCGAUGCUAUAGAACAUCUUCAAGAAGCACUGCAGCUGUGCAAAGAUGACAUGAAUUCACUUCAUCUACUGGCCCUCCUCUUUUCAGCUCAGAAGCACUAUCAGCAUGCACUGGAUGUUAUCAACAUGGCUGUUGUUGAAUACCCAGAAAGCUUUAGGUAA
This is a messenger RNA of Pelecanus crispus (Dalmatian pelican), 1628 nucleotides long. Lineage: Eukaryota; Metazoa; Chordata; Aves; Pelecaniformes; Pelecanidae. The record is from RefSeq and is a predicted model, not a curated record.